CUGAGGAUGCUGUAGUAGGUAGAGGUUGGCAAGAUCUGUGAAAGAAAAAUCAGGGGAGAAAUUUAGUGCAGCUGGUGCAACAGUAGGUGUUGUGUGACUUGAGUCGCUGUGUGUAUGUGAUGAAUGCUAGUCAUACAGCGGAAAAUCAUAACACUGAACUAGUGAAAAAUGUGCAGCAUGAUUCUUUGCGAGAAGAGUCAUUGAGGGAAGCAUCCUGUAUAGGUGACAUAGAAACAGUAGAAUUGCUUCUGAGUAAUGGCACCCUAGAUGUUAACGCACGACAUAAAAUCAACGGCUGGACAGCAUUGCAUUGGGCUGCCAAAAGAGGUCACAAAGAUAUAGUACUUCUGUUGCUCGCAAAUGGAGCUGACAAGAACAUUUUGACAAACAAGGGCGAACUACCUGCAGCUUUAUGUAGUAGCGCAGAAAUUCGUAAACUAUUGGAAACGCCGUCUAAUACUGAUGCCCAAGAUUCUACCCAACAGCUACCAAUAGUACCCAAUUAUCUGAAGAACCCAACACUUAUCACCAUGAAUUCAAGGAAGCCUCCUGCUGCAGACUCCGGGCUUUCAAAUUCGAGUGUGCCAGUGCAUGCAGCUGUUCCAAAGUCUGCCCAGCAUAGUGGUGCAAUCUGUGAUGAAUUGGUGCUCAAAGCCCGUGUUGCAAAUAGUGGUGAACUGGAUUUCAUAGAAAUUGAGCUGCCACACAGUGAGCUAACAUACAACAAACUUUUACGUGUGUGCUGUGAUGAAUUGGGUGUGAAUGCUACCCAAGUGUUGAGGUUACGUAAGCUUCCAGACACAGUUCUUCGUAAGGAUAAAGACAUACGGAGAUUGAAAGACUUUCAAGAAAUAGAAGUUGUAGUUGCACCACCACCAGGAAGAAAGCUAGUUCCAGGUAGCAAUGGUUUUAUUAAUGUGCCAGCAGCACUCGGCACAAACAUAAAUGGUUACCAAUCCAUUUCUCUCCAUAAGAAUCAGACCAUUCUCUAUUGAACCUUAUUUAAUAUUUUAUUUUGUACUGGGUUUCUUAGCAGAUUGUAAGAGCUAGAAAUUAAUUUAAUUGAAAUAUUUCCUUAUUUAUCUGCUUGCCAAGUAUGUUUGUGGGCCUAACAUGUAGCACUUCUGGUUUUAUUUUGUAUGUGUUUUCAUCAUGUAGUCUCCAACAGUUCAUUUUGUGCCUGUAAAGUAAGGUGAAUAAGAAGAUGAGAAGAAAAAUAAUAGCGACAGUAACAGGAAUAUAUUGUGAUUUGUAAUAUUUACUAAAUAUCAGUGGUUUUAAGUGUUGUAAGAAAUAGAUGUAGAAAGCUUGAAUUACAUUUAUUCUUACAUAAACCUUUCUAUCCAAAUUCUGCCUCAGUGCACCAAUCUUCACGCAGAUUUAAACUGACUGGAGAAUCAGAAGUCAUAAAAAGAUGGUAAGUAGGGUUUGUUUCCGAGCAAACUCAGAUGAUUGACAAAUGUUGGUGUUUGUGAUUUCAGUAUCUGUGGAGGUGCAGUUGGAAAUGGGCAGUUAUGGAAUAACUCAUUUUGGAGAUAUUAGCAAAUGUACAAUAAACACAAAUUCUGUUAUACAAUUAGUCAUAAUUAAUAAGGAAACAACUUUGUGUUUAAUGGCUCUUAUCAUCUUAGUCAUCAGACCCCCACCCCCCCCACCCCAAGCAUAAUAUUUGAAUUACUUAAAGUAGAUGGAUAAAUCAGGUGCUUGAUUAUAACUUGGUGCUUCCGCUUCUUGGCACGAGAACAAGAAGAUCUUGCUGUUUGUAUUAUAUGUGAUUCAGUGCAGCUGCAGUACAUAGCUUCAAGUUAACUGCUGUUUGCAUUAUGAUUUUGUUGUAUUAGUUUCCUAGUAUGGUUAUGCAAAUUGGAAAUGCUGUCAUAUCUGCAUGAGACUGCUUUGGUAUAUGUGUUGUAAUCUUCUCUCUCCUUCCUUCUUCCAUGUACUGUCCACAUUAAACAGUGCCCAGUCCGAGUAAUUAAUAAGCAAAGUCUUUUAUAUGAAGAUUUGAGAGGAGCAAAGAUUACAAUAAACUUUCAAGUUUACUUAUCCUGUCAUGUUGAGAUGGCUCCAGUUCUUGUCUAGGGGUCUGAUUCUCAAAGCUGAAAAUCUAACAUUAGGUCCUCAUAGUUGGUUUGAACUAAAUAAAUUGGAAUAUUGUUGUUGCAAAAUUUUUAUGUAAAUUUGCACAGAAUUUUCUCACAUUUUAGUAUAUCAUACAGUAUUUUGAAUUUUCGCAUUAACAAAGCAGAAAUUACAUUGUUCGCAUCUAUUAUACAAAAAUAUGUCCAAUCAUAUCAGAGGCAAGCUUAUGACUCUCACACUCUGCAGAAAUAACAAUAUUCAAAAGAGUUUACGAUUUUUCUGGACAAAUGAAUUCCUACUAGUUUUCAUUACAUUAUUAAUUCUGAUUAUUUCAGACAUGAAUCCAGAAAUAAACUUAGUAAACAGUACAGGUUUGUGAAAUCAAUAACAGAAAUUUUUAGUGUGCAAAUAAUUCAUAAUUUCAAAUGUUUCUAAAAAAAAAAUUAACUGUACAUUGAGAACUAGUACUUAUUGAUUAAUAAAGGUAUUCCUUUCUAUAAAUUUUAGCUUGAAAUAUAGCAUACUGUGUAUGAAAUUAUAUGAAAAUCAUCAGAAAAGCAACUGAGAUAAUAUUAACAUGUCCAAACUUCGAAAAAUAAUACUGGUAUCAACUACUACUGUUGAGGAAAAGUAGUGCUAGAGGUGGAUGUCAUUACAGUGUGACUGUCACUUUACAACAUUGUUAAUAAAAGCAAGAUAAUUUUAACAAGUCUUUGUAGAUCUUAAACAGCAGCAAAGGAAAGUGUGUUAAACUUCUAUUAUUUAUAUUGUCUGGAAGCGUUUUAUGCACUAGAAGCACAUUAAGCAUAUUGGUGACCAAACUGGAAUAUUGAUACUAGAAACAACAGAGCAGUAUGAAAAAAAAUGAAGAAAGAAAAAAAAAAGAGCAGUAUAUAUUCAGUUAGUGUCCUGCAGGAGUAUCCGUAGAGAAUACAUACCAUCCAAAUGACAUUAUGUCUUAUGGUAUUCCAUAGUUUAAAAAUAGCUGAUCAGCAAUGUCUUUCGAUGAGAUUGAGCCAUUUCUGCACAUUCAUAUGCUCAGAGCAUGUCUGAAGAUGUAAAAAAUGUCUGGUUUCCUGGUGAGUCAGGUUUCAGGGGAGUACACUCCCCAGAUUAUAUCUUGUAAUAACAUGCGAGCUCUCGAACAAUAUGAUCAUGGCUGGAGCUAGUGGACGGGCACUCAUUUACUCGGAGUAUAUCUAGUUAGUGGAUCCUAUCAGUGAGCAAGUAAACAGGAGCUUUGACUGACAUGUUUCCUAGUGCUAUUGUGAGAUGCAGGGGAGAUGGAUGUUGUAAUCAUUGGAUGAAAAGCAGCAAAGUUUUUUGUAAUUAAUUUGUGUUAUACAAAAGAAGUGAUGUUAUUAAAGUUUAUAGAUUUAGAAUCUUUGUCUGGAAGUGCUUUACUGAGAAUGUUAUUAAAUUUCAUUACUUUGG
This is a messenger RNA of Schistocerca nitens (vagrant locust), 3516 nucleotides long. Its product is annotated as ankyrin repeat domain-containing protein 40-like. NCBI's taxonomy places the organism in Eukaryota, Metazoa, Arthropoda, Insecta, Orthoptera, Acrididae. The record is from RefSeq and is a predicted model, not a curated record. The coding region runs from base 120 to 995 and encodes 291 amino acids. Gene Ontology annotation, molecular function: protein binding. The transcript has 3 exons.